Molecule: messenger RNA, 2541 nt
Organism: Notolabrus celidotus (New Zealand spotty)
Lineage: Eukaryota; Metazoa; Chordata; Actinopteri; Labriformes; Labridae
Gene: rpp25b
Product: ribonuclease P and MRP subunit p25, b
Exons: 3
Coding region: 1196-2026 (276 amino acids)
Biological process (GO): tRNA 5'-leader removal
Cellular component (GO): ribonuclease MRP complex
Molecular function (GO): RNA binding
Source: RefSeq, a predicted model, not a curated record
GUCCAUUACAGUCUAUGGGUGCAACAGGCUGCAGGUGUUUAAGUCAGACACCGUUGGCAACAAAAUCUAGACAACUUAUUAAAAGCAGGAGUGGAAGCAGAGUGCGGUUGUUGAGCCUAGACAGGAGGUGAGCGUGCUGCAGAGAGAAUGGCGAGACUGUCACAGAUGCCAGCCAAGGUCAGAUAAAGUGAGGAGUAAGUGCUUGGAGAGCUCCAGGAGCAGAGGCCAGCCCUGUGGAGGAGGUAUGAAAGAAUGGCAGGCUUCAGUUGUUGAGGGGAGGGUGUUCAUCUAAAAGAUGAAAAGACCUGCGCCUUUAAGAGGGCUGUCUCCACUUUCCCUCAUGCUCCCCCUCAACCACACAGACACUCCUCCUGUGAGCAUUUGUGAGGCAGCCCCUGUCCCUUAUGUCUCUUUGUGGAGAACAGAAUAGACUUUCCAGAGCAUCACUGGAGACAAGACAGAGCUCAAGGGAGGACACCCUGGGUGCAGACCUCAUCGCAGACCUGGCCUCAGUUACUCUGGAUGCCAAGAGGAGCUCAAGGAGAGGAGGGACAGACUCACUCAAGCUGGAGUAAAACAUCAAACAUACAGGAGGUGGAACUUAACAGCUGGACAACCCAAGAGGUCAAUUCUGAGUUGAGGGCGACAUGAUCAGCUGAUCACAACCAACAACGCUGGACUGGAUGGCUCAGAAAAGGUGGAGUCUGUAGAUUGUAGCUCGAGUUUCUCUUUCAAAAAGUUUUGUCGAAGAAGAAACAACAAAGUACUUCUUAUCUUUUGCAGCUAUUAGAUAAAAGCACUAUUUUAAAUGCACAGAAAUGAAGGAGAAGAAUCAUUUAGCUUAGUUUUUCUAUUAUUUUUAUCCAUCUCCAAAGCGCUUUCCAUAUAGUCAUUUGUGUUUUGAAAUUGGGACACUCUUUAAAGAACAACUUGUCUGGUCCCCGCAGUGCUCUUAACUCACCAGCCGGGCGUUUAUCUUAUUUCUGCAGCUCUUUCUGAGAGCGAGAAUUAAAGACUUCAGUGAUAGUGCUCUUGGGAAACGGGCAGAGUUUCUUAUAAGAAGUCUUGAAACUUUACAGCUUCUGACGGAAGAGAGAGAGAGCCAUAUACAUGAGGAAAUGAUGCUGAGCUCUGUUCCAUGUGGGAGAGUGUGAGACUGGACUAAUAUUGGUUUUGAGCACUGAAGACAGCAGAAAUGUUUACAGGGUGUGGAGUGGUCAGCGGCCAGAACCAGUAUCUUCCCAGAGAUGCUGUCGGGCCCCACCUAGGACUAGAGGUGAACCGAGCGAUCCAGAUGGAGAAUGGGGUGACAUCAGGGACCUGCUCUGUCUACCAGGAUCAAACUUACUGUAAUGCAGGCCAGCAAGCGGUGGUAAACAAUGGCUCAAAUCUGCUGAAGUCAAAAACAGUACAAGUCCCUCCGCCUGCUAUCAAACUGGGGCAGGAAGGGUUCAAGAAAGUCUGUCGAACGGAGGAGGACAGCCCGUGUCCCUUUCCUGGACUGGCCUCAGGGGUGCUGGAGAUGCGCGUAAAGGAAGGAAGUAAGAUCCGCAACUUAAUGGGAUUUGCUAUGGCACGGAUGCAGGGGGAGAAGGGCGGUGUGAGCAGCGAUGGGCUCAGGCAGGUGGUCUUCACUGGGUCAGGUCGUGCGGUCACAAAGACCAUCACAUGUGCUGAGAUCAUGAAAAGAAAAGUGGGCGCGCUGCACCAGCUGACCAAGCUGCGGUACAAGGUGGUGAAAGAGGUGUGGGAGAGUUCUGAAGGAGGGACAUCUGAGAUGACGGUGCACAGGACUGUUCCCUCCAUCAGCAUCCUUCUUUCCAAAGACCCACUGGAUCCCCAGGAGCCGGGCUAUCAGCCCCCAGAGACUCUCAGUGCAUUGUGGGAGGAAAAAGAGGGUGUGGAAAUUGCCGUCUCGCAGACAGGUACAUGCAAGCGACCAUUUGAACCUUUGCCAUACAGCAGCUUCCCUCAGUGCAAGAGAGUGUGUUUGGGGGAAGGGGUCUCCGUCCUCCCUCCUCACUGACUGGCUGAACCAGUGUCAAACACUGGAGAGGAUUGAAUCAGAGGAGUUCAUUUGGCGCUGCCCUCCACUCAAGCACAAUGCUGAGACAAUCAGAACACUCACUCAGACAGAACAGUGCUUUCUUACAAGAACUGAGUACCAAUUCCAGCCUCCAGAGGUCAGUUCGGCUGGGACCCAAAAGCUUGCCUCUGUACAUACAGCAUUUAAGGGAUGUGAUUCUCUGCACGUCCAACAUGUUCAGAGCUGUGACGACGUUUGCUACAGUGCUGUAACAUUUUAAACACAGACAGAAAAAAAGCCAUGAAUAGAACAGGUUCAAGAUUCCUGCUUGCAGCAAACUGUCUAAUGUCUGUGAACAACAAAUUUGUUAGCAUCAUGUUACAAUCAUCUCUAUUCCUACAUGUGCAAAAGUGAAGCCUCUAAAAAUACAUACAGACCUGGGAACAGGAAAUAAAAACAGCUUGAAGCCAUUGAUGGUAAGACAAAUGCAAAAACAUACCGAUUUGAUUUGAUUU